This is a messenger RNA of Colletotrichum spaethianum, 1548 nucleotides long. RefSeq names its product putative acid phosphatase. The transcript has 2 exons. Gene Ontology annotation, molecular function: phosphatase activity. The record is from RefSeq and is a predicted model, not a curated record. NCBI's taxonomy places the organism in Eukaryota, Fungi, Ascomycota, Sordariomycetes, Glomerellales, Glomerellaceae. The coding region runs from base 1 to 1548 and encodes 515 amino acids. Gene Ontology annotation, biological process: dephosphorylation.
AUGACUACCCUUGAACCUCGCCAACCUUACACCGACGCGGAGCUGCGCCAGCUCUACCCUCCACAGCUCAAGCUCCAGCUUGUGCAGAUCCUCCUGCGCCACGGUGAACGAACUCCCGUCACUCCUCGUUUUCAGAACACCGGCCUCCCGCCGUACUGGCCCUAUUGUCGUGCCGUCCGCCACCUUCGAUCCGCCGUCCUUGACCCGGAUACCGGUGAAUACUCCUAUCUUGACUGGAAGCGUCGUCUGGAAACGUUCAGUUCGGACGAUGACAGCCCAAUCAUCGCUGCCGGCCCCAACGCCGAGCUUGACGAUAUCUGUGACAUGGGCAUGCUCACCGACCGCGGUCGGGAAACCACGCGCAACCUAGGACGCCGCUUCCGCCAUCUCUACGUCGAUCGCCUAAACUUCCUCCCCGCUGACCUCACCAAUGCCGAGUCCCUCUACCUCCGGUCCACCCCGGUUCCUCGAGCUCUAGAGUCCCUCCAACAGGCCCUGUCUGGCCUGUACCCGGCGACGCACCGAGCUCCCGAUCUUCCUCCUCUCACUCUCCUCACUCGAGCCCCUCAGGACGAGACCCUGUUUCCCAACGAUGGCAACUGCCGCCGCUUCGCCGCCCUCUCGCGCGCUUUUGCUCAGCGCACUGCCGAACGAUGGAACAACACUCCGGAGAUGGAGUACCUCAACAAGAAGCUCGGCAAGUGGAUGCCCAAUGAUGCUCGCAUCGCCGUAGACUCCAAGCCUCGGUUGAGCGGCAUCAUGGACACAAUCAAUGCCACCCGCGCACACGGUCCCCAGACGAAGCUGCCCUCCGAGUUCUACGAUCCCAAGGCCAUAGCUAUAAUCGAGAGAAUUGGCGUGGAGGAAUGGUAUAGCGGAUAUACCGAGAGCCAGGAGUAUCGUACCCUCGGCAUAGGAGGCCUGAUGGGUGAUGUCGUGGCUCGCAUGGUUGGUAGCGCGGAGCACAGCCCAGCGGACGGAGACUACGAAAUCAAGCAGCCAGAUGCUGCCCCCAGACCCAUCCGGUUUGGAAUGAGCGGAUGUCAUGACACGACACUGGCCGGUGUGCUUGCCAGCCUGGGAGCCUUCGGCCCAGACAAGUGGCCUCCCUUCACAAGCCACAUCGCCAUUGAGAUGUUCCGUGAUGCUCGGGUCCCCGCGGUCGAGACUUCGACCGAGCUACCGGUUGCGCCGACCCCCAAGAACGGUAGCUGGUUUAGCUCGUGGUUCUCCUUCGGUCGGGCCAGCGCUCCGUCGCCCGGCACUGCGCCGCCCGGCAUUGGCCGUAAGACAACUCCCGAGUUGACUGAUGCCGAGAAAAGCAAGCUGGACGGAUACUAUGUGAGGUUGCGGUACAAUGAUGAGCCCGUGAUGAUCCCUGGCUGCAAAGCCCCUGGCAACCAUCUUGAUAGUGACGAAUCUUUCUGCACUUUGGCCGCCUUCAAGUCCAUUGUCGACAAGUACACACCUGUCGACUGGAGAGAACAAUGCCGCGCGAACGCCAACAUUCCCGCUUUCCCGGCCAAGCCUGAGCCGGCAGGAUAUUGA